Molecule: messenger RNA, 2511 nt
Organism: Cladophialophora yegresii CBS 114405
Lineage: Eukaryota; Fungi; Ascomycota; Eurotiomycetes; Chaetothyriales; Herpotrichiellaceae
Product: beta-glucosidase
Exons: 3
Coding region: 1-2511 (836 amino acids)
Biological process (GO): glucan catabolic process
Molecular function (GO): beta-glucosidase activity
Source: RefSeq, a predicted model, not a curated record
AUGGGCUCCUUACCUGUGCAGACGAGUUUCGAUGUCGAAGACGUUCUCUCGCAGUUGACCAUACCAGAGAAGGUUGCUCUGUUAUCAGGCAUCGAUUUCUGGCACACAGCUCCUGUCCACCGCCUCGGCGUCCCCUCGAUACGUUUGUCGGACGGACCCAAUGGCGUGCGUGGAACUCGCUUCUUCAACGGCGUUCCUGCGGCGUGUCUGCCUUGCGGGACGGGACUUGCGGCAACAUGGGACACCGACCUCGUAAAGAAAGGCGGAGCUUUACAGGGUACUGAGGCCAUCGCCAAAGGCGCUUCAGUCAUUCUAGGCCCCACCACCAACAUGCAGAGAUCCCCGCUGGGAGGCCGCGGCUUUGAGAGCUUCAGUGAAGACCCCUAUCUGGCCGGUGCCAUGAGCGCUUCCACUAUCAAUGGGAUCCAGUCGACCGGUGUCUCCGCCACCAUCAAGCACUUUGUUUGUAACGAUCAGGAAGAUCAGAGACAAGCUGUUGACAGCAUAUUAACGGAGCGAGCACUCCGCGAAAUCUACUUGAUGCCAUUCCAGAUUGCUCAGCGAGACUCUCGACCAGACUGCUACAUGACUGCGUACAAUAAGGUCAAUGGCACGCAUGCCAGCGAAAACCCGAGAUUGCUCAAGGAUGUACUUCGAGGAGAAUGGGGCUUCGAUGGCUUGACAAUGAGCGAUUGGUUCGGUACAUACUCGACGACGGAAGCUAUCAAAGCAGGACUCGACCUAGAAAUGCCCGGCCCUUCAUACAUCCGUGCACACUUGGUCAAUCAGGCUCUAGGUUGUGGUAAGCUUCUUGUGCGUGAUGUUGAUGAAAGAGUCCGAGAGGUCCUCAAGCUCGUCAAGAAGACCCAGGCCUUGGGCAUCCCAGAAAAUGCCCCAGAAACCACGAUUGACUCUCCUGAAACCUCGGAAUUCCUCCGCACUCUUUCCGCCAACGGCCUUGUCUUGUUGAAAAACAAUGACAAUCUUUUGCCGCUCGACAAGAAGAAGACGACAGCCGUCAUCGGUCCCAAUGCGGCUUAUGCAUCCUAUUGUGGAGGUGGUUCGGCUUCAUUACUGCCGUACUACGCCAUCAGCCCGCUUGACGGGAUUAGAGAGCAGGUGCCAGAAGCAAAAUAUGCUCUCGGCGCGCCAGCCUGGAAAGCUUUGCCACUGAUGACACGGCUGAGCAAGACGAAGAAGGGUGACCACGGGUUGACAAUGACAGUCUUCCUGGACCCGCCUUCGGUGACGAACCGCAAAGCGAUUGAUGAGGUCUUUGUGAACAAAUCGGAUAUUCUCCUUGUCGACUACAAACAUCCCAAGAUUAAGUCGUCUCUGUACUACCUCGAAUUGAACGGCACCUUCACCCCGGAACAGACGACAGACUACGACUUCAGCAUGUGCUGUGCUGGGACUGGCAAGAUCUUUGUGAACGGCGAACUUGUGGUUGACAAUGAGACCCAUCAACGUCCCGGGAACUCGUUCUUCGGUGCCGGUACCGCAGAGGAGAUCGGAAGGAUGAAACUGGAGGAGGGCAAGACAUACGACAUCAAGGUCACCUUCGGCACAUUACCCACCAUGACUUUCAGCAGCCCCGGCACGACUGGUUUCGGCGCCGGCGGGCUGAGGGUCGGACUUGAGCGUAAAGCCGAGAUUGAGACGGAGAUUGAACGAGCUGUUCAAUUGGCGAAGGAGGUUGACCAAGUCAUUCUUUGCGCCGGGCUGAACAGCGAGUGGGAGUCAGAAGGCUACGACCGUGAGCACAUGGACCUGCCACCUGGCAGCGACAAACUGAUCAAGGCUGUCCUCGCGGCCAAUCCCAACACAGCUAUCGUCAUCCAGUCCGGCACGCCCGUCGCUAUGCCCUGGCUCGAAUCGGCUCCAGCUGUCCUUCAAGCAUGGUACGGCGGCAACGAGACGGGCAACGCCAUCGCAGACGUGGUCUUUGGCAACACCAACCCCAGCGGCAAACUGCCUUUGAGUUUCCCCAUCAGAAACGAAGACAACCCGGCGUUCUUGAACUACAAGUCCGAGCGGAACCGAGCCAUCUACGGCGAAGACGUCUACAUUGGCUAUCGAUUCUACGAGAAGACGAACAAGGAGGUCGCGUUCCCCUUUGGCCACGGUCUGAGCUACACGCAGUUUGACAUCAAGGACCUCUCUGUCUCUGACGACGGUGCUGAAAUCCUCGUCUCGGCCACCGUGUCCAACACAGGCAAGGUCGACGGAGCCCAGGUCGUCCAGGUCUACUUCUCACAACACAACGCCAGCAUUAAUCGACCGAAGAAAGAGCUCAAAGGCUUCAGCAAGGUUUUCGUAAAGGCUGGCCAGAGCGAGAAGGUCGGGAUUGCCAUCUCGAAGAAAUAUGCCACGAGCUUCUGGGACGAGGCCAGAGACGCUUGGGUCAUGGAGAAAGAUACCUUCGACGUGCUCGUCGGGGAUUCGAGUGCAAAUACGCCGUUGACGGCGCAGGUGAAAGUCCUUCGAUCGGAAUGGUGGAGAGGGUUGUAG